GCUCAGGUGCCCACAUGAUCAGCACAGCCAGGGUACCUGCGGAUAAGCCAGUACGCAUCGCCUUCAGCCUCGAUAAUGCUUCAGCCUCUGGCGCCUUGUCAUGACUCCGUGGAAUCCAUGCAGGUGUUCAAACAACACUGCCAAAUAGCAGAAGAAUACAAUGAGGUCAGAAAGGAAAUCGCUCUGCUUGAGGAAAGGAAAAAGGAGCUCAUCGCCAAGCUGGAUCAGGCAGAAAGGGAGAAGGUGGAUGCCGCUCAGCUGGCCCGGGAAUUCGAGGAGCUGAUGGAGGAGAACCGGACGUUGAAGUUGGCUCAGUCCCAAUGUGUCGAGCAGCUGGAAAAACUUAGAAUUCAGUAUCAGAAGAGACAGGGCUCGUCCUAACUCUGAACGAGUCAAUGUGAGGCGUAGAAGGUUGGUGACGGCUGUGUGCUGGCCAAAAGAUUUUUAUUUUAAAGGGAUAGUGUGUAAAGUUUCAUUGUUCCUUUUUAUUACCCACGUGGCAAACGUCUAUAAUGAAUUUAACGCUUGCCAGAUCGAGUUUGAGAGAAGGGAUAUUUUAUUUGAAAUAAGAUGAUCAAAGCAAACCUGUUAUGUUUUCAGAGAUCAAUAAUUCAUUUCCAAAGAUUUUUUUUUCUUCUUUAGGAAGAUGUGAUCAUCCUGUACAUCAGGGUAGAAAACGAAAACAAACAAACAAAAAAAUAGAAUAUUGACUGACUCGGCUAAGAAUCCUGAACAGAAUUGAGCCAUGAAACAAACCAGUAAGAUGCUCCUGCAGUUUCAUAUCUGUGUAUUUUUAAAUUUCACGUCUUGACUAUUUCAAGUUCAACCUGAAGUCAGCAACGUCUGCACACCUAUUUAUAUUCACCAGAGUUAGGUUUAAUCUCUCAAUGAUUGAUUGUACUAAGAAUAAAUGGUUGCGCAUCAUAAAAGCUUUCUCAUGAAAAUAUUAGCAGAAAGCAUGUUUGUGCCAAAAGCACAUCUACCAGUGCUAACUUGCUUUGUAAUAAAAAGCUGAUAAGGCUGCAUUUCUUUUACGCCACGUUACCAACCAGUAAACAUCUCUGCCUUUGCUUGUGUGUGUUCUGGGGGCAUGGGGGGGCAUGGAAAAGGAUUGUUUGGACAUGACUUUCGUGAGUUCCCACAAAAACAUCAGUAAAGCUAUAACUCUGACUUUGUUUUGGGUUUCAGGAGAUAUUUUGGAUCAGUAAUAACGAAUAGGAAUAUAUGAAUAAAUUCAGGAAUAAAAUGAUUUUUCCCCUGUUCUACCUAUCACCUUAUUUCCCCAAACUGAUCUCUUUGUUUUAUGUCCAUUUCUAUUCAUGUAACUUCUUUUUCAUUAAACAUGAAUCAAAAC
Molecule: messenger RNA, 1354 nt
Organism: Neomonachus schauinslandi (Hawaiian monk seal)
Lineage: Eukaryota; Metazoa; Chordata; Mammalia; Carnivora; Phocidae
Gene: MAP3K7CL
Product: MAP3K7 C-terminal like
Exons: 3
Coding region: 76-381 (101 amino acids)
Cellular component (GO): nucleus; cytosol
Source: RefSeq, a predicted model, not a curated record